Messenger RNA from Oryza sativa Japonica Group (Japanese rice), 1090 nucleotides. RefSeq lists its product as uncharacterized. NCBI's taxonomy places the organism in Eukaryota, Viridiplantae, Streptophyta, Magnoliopsida, Poales, Poaceae. The record is from RefSeq and is a predicted model, not a curated record.
UGCACGCGUCUUCCAGAAUCUGUUCUUCAGGAAUCUCCGUAUUUAAGUUCAGAACACAUGGCGAUGUUGUGCUUGAAGCAGAACUAGCUAGCUCGAUCUUGCACUUGUCUCCGACUUCCUUCUCGUUUUUGUUUCAUUCCAUAGCUGAAGCAAAAUGGGUGACAAGAAACAAGUGAAGCUAAAGGUUCGGGGUGCAAGCGAGACUGAGGUCAAGAAUGUACUUCGUCAAGAAUUCAAAGAAUCUAUCGAGUAUAGAAACUACAGCAAAAAUCCAGAGAGCAGCAGUUUGAAGGUGGAGGUGCGAGGGACUGUGGAUGUGGGGAAGCUGUACGAACGCCUCAAGAAGAUGGCAUCCAGUGUCAAGAUUGAAUCGGUUAUUCCGGAUGAUGUAAAGGAAGAAAUAGAGAGAUACAAGAAAGACCUUGAAAGAAUGAAGAGACAGAAGGAAGAUCUAGACAUAAAACUAAGGGAAAAAAGGGAAGAAAAAAAGGUUCUCCAGGCCGACAAAACAGCUGCCGAGGAAGAGCAGAAAAGAUUGAAGAGAGACAAAGAAAAUCUCAAUUUAAAGGUAGACACAAAGAGGAAAGAGAACAGGCGUCUCGAGGAGGAGAACAAGAAAUUGCAGCGAAAAAUUAAGGAUCUCGAGCAAAAGCACAAGGGAGGGACAUCAAUUGAGUAUCACGGCGUGGAGGUGCAUCAGAAGAUGAAUCAUAUGCAUCAGGAGGUACACAUGCAUGAAGUCGUUCGCAAGCUUAAGAUAUCGGACAACGAUCAUGGAAACGCUAAUGGGAGGGGGCAUGGACAACUCCUGCAGCAGCUUGGCCACGGAAGAAAUUGAUCCGCUUAUAAAUAUUACCAAAGCUAGAUAUAUGUGUGUGCUUUGUGGGUGCCAACCUAUUUUGGUGUAUGGUUUAUUUGCUUGUGUUUCUCGGUUGUGAGUUUUUUCUCUUCCAUAACAUGUCUAAUAAUAAAACAAUAACAAGAAAGCUGCAUUAUUAGGAACCGUUUUGUUCUACUGAAUGUCUGAGCUGAGCCUGAAAUUGUAAUGAUGUGAAAAGGGCAAUGUAAUGUAAUGGAUUGAUACGUCAAA